Messenger RNA from Onthophagus taurus, 1119 nucleotides. RefSeq names its product epidermal growth factor-like protein slowdown. Gene Ontology annotation, cellular component: cell surface; extracellular region. The record is from RefSeq and is a predicted model, not a curated record. Gene Ontology annotation, molecular function: calcium ion binding; signaling receptor binding. Gene Ontology annotation, biological process: anatomical structure development. NCBI's taxonomy places the organism in Eukaryota, Metazoa, Arthropoda, Insecta, Coleoptera, Scarabaeidae.
CCCUUCACUCUACUCUCUCAAUUCGUCUCAUUCCACGUGCAAACUUCGCCCGCGACAGACCCUCAAAAGAAACAAGAACAACAAUGCUUCGUCGACUCACAUUAUACAUAGUCUUUUUUAUUUUUUCUUAUUUUCUCGAACCCUCAAUAUCAGCUUUAUUGUUUCCAAAAAAAUUUAACUCUACUUUAAAUCAACGAUUUAUUUCUGCAGAUGAUUCUGGAUUAGUUGAAAAAUUUGAUGAGCUUCCACCGGAAGUUGAUGUUAGAAAGGAUGUGCGACCAGGAAAACAUAUGUGCGCAGUUCAUAAAGAUUCUAGUUAUCCAACAAAAACUAAACAAGUAUAUUGUAAACCUACAUUAAAAACUUACAGAGAAAAAUGUUUUUACAAUCAAAUUUGUACCAGUGUGAGGGUAGUUUAUGAGCGAGCAUACAGAGAUGUUGUAACAACAAAACAUUCAAAACAACUUACGUAUGAAUGUUGUCAUGGGUGGACGCGGGCGAAUGAUACUUUGCAGGAUUGUGAUAUACCUAUUUGUGACGUAACAUGUGAAAAUGGUGGAAUAUGUGUAAAACCAAAUAAAUGUCAUUGCACUCAAGGAUUCACUGGAAGAAUUUGUGAAAAUGACUUGAAUGAAUGUGAAGAUAAACCAUGCGAUCAAAUUUGUCAUAACACUCAUGGAAGUUUUCGGUGCGAAUGUAGAGAAGGUUUUCAGUUGAAAGAAGACGGAGAAUCCUGUAUUAAAAAUGUUAAGGAAGAAACGGAAAUCGAAGGAUCUGAACUAGAAAGUUAUGAGAAUAGGAUAUUAAACGUGGAAAAGAUUGUCCAAGAAAUAAAUCCGGAUGAAAUAAAAAAUCUAAAAGAAAAUUAUAAACAUGUACAGAAACAAUUAAAACAUAUAGAUGACAAAUUUAAUCAAAUCGGUCAGUACAAACACGAUAUGCACAAAUUUAAAAAUAUGUUAAUUCGUUUAUUGAAGCGGACCGAAAAGAUUGAGGAACAUAUGAAAAAAUUGGAACGUCCCAAAUCAACAUAGAUUUAAACGUUUGAGAAGUAUUUAAAUGUUUCGCCAUUAAGCCAUAAGAAAUAAAUGUGAUAAAAUUGGAUGUAAAUAAGCUUAA